AGGAGGUUUGAGUGAUCGGUCUAUGCGUGCAGCGGAUGUUAGCUUUGAGAAAACUAGAGGACUUGUUCGAGGCAACCGGCGCUCACAUGAUGUACACAAUCACACGAGGGCCCAGUAAACUUGUUACACAACGGCGGACAGGUCCUACGCAGCAGGUCGAGACUAAGCUCAGCGACUUGAAGCUCAGGCCGACCGCUUGGCCCCUGACAACCUCUCAGCCAGCCAAGAUCGUCUUCAACCGCCUCAACGUUAAGCGCCAGCACAGCGCAGCCCUGCAGAAGGUCAGCAGCCCGACAGAGGGAUUCACUCCCGCACACGAGGAAAACGUCAGGUUCGUGUAUGAAGCAUGGCAGGAGGUGGAGCAGAAGCUGGGAGACGGUGACAAUGGGCAGUUGAAUAAUAACCAGGGGCCCGUUCAGUAUAGAGAAAGUACCCCCAGUGCUGCGAUGAAGAGUGAGUAUCUACAGACUUUGUGCCCAUUGACUUAGAGGAGUGGUGGGCUCAGCGCUUUCUUGCCAACAUUGCCAACCUGUCGUGACUUGGAGCCAGGACAGGAUCCCCCACAUUGAUACUCCAUCAGCAAAGGCAUCACACAAGUGGAGAGGAGCACAGUCCGUGAUACAAAGGGGUUGGGCAAAAUCGGAAAUCAUGCCCUGUGCUUCAAGCUGAUGUAGGAAAAAUAGAAGGCAUGACACAAAGCCACCGCGUACACAGCAAAAGUGACAUGACUGUAGACUCUGAGCAGGGUGGAGCUGCCAUGAAUAACCUGUCUCUCUCUCGCGCCUUCUGAUAGGAUGAGUUGUUUGAUAGAGUUGGAGAUUUUUAUCCUUUUAAAGAUGUGUGUAGGUCUUGGGCGAUCUUUGGAUAUAAAACAACUAAAGAACAAAAAAAGUAAAAGAAUUUUCAAAAUU
Molecule: messenger RNA, 911 nt
Organism: Betta splendens (Siamese fighting fish)
Lineage: Eukaryota; Metazoa; Chordata; Actinopteri; Anabantiformes; Osphronemidae
Gene: mcrip2
Product: MAPK regulated corepressor interacting protein 2
Exons: 5
Coding region: 36-488 (150 amino acids)
Source: RefSeq, a predicted model, not a curated record